Molecule: messenger RNA, 966 nt
Organism: Zymoseptoria tritici IPO323
Lineage: Eukaryota; Fungi; Ascomycota; Dothideomycetes; Mycosphaerellales; Mycosphaerellaceae
Exons: 2
Coding region: 1-966 (321 amino acids)
Source: RefSeq, a predicted model, not a curated record
AUGCCGUCGCUUCGCUCGUCUCUGGCCCUGCUGGCCGCCUCGGUGGCGACAUUCGUGUCGGCUCAAUGCCUGAACACUGUUGCCGCUUACAACCCAAAUGUCCGCACGAUGACUUCGAACAACACAUGGUUCGUCGUCCCAGUCCCCAAGGACACCGCUCUUGCAGCCGCAAAAGAGGCGUACCCUCUGGCAAACCUCCGACUGCUCGAUAUCCAAUCUCAAUCCGACCCAGACUUCUUCCCCAACGGCUUUCCCGAAGGCAUGCACCCAGUUCUGGUCACCAGCGGCUACACCGACGACACUCGCUUGACCGCGCUUCAGAUUGACGGCGCCCUUCUCGUCGGCACAGUCUUCGUUCCUUACGUCGCAAGGGGCAACAGCGACGCUCCCCUCUCGGCCUCGAUCGUGCAAUACCUCGCGGGACCCAACGGUCCUCUCCCGAACGGCCUCGUCCCAACCGUAGCCUCUCCACUGCUAUUUGGAGGCGCACCCGUCCGGCUGGGACAGUUCGCUCCCAAGGCCGCGGCGUACAUGACCGAUGCUUCCGGCACCAACAGCGCGAGAGUGGCGUGGGCCAUCCUCCCGAAUCCCAUCUCCGGACCGGGUGUAUACCCCGAAGCCCUCGACUUUUCGUUCAAGACUGCCGACAGUUCUCGAAUCGGAGCCCGCACGAUCAAGAAGUUGAUCAGCACUCCCAUCCUGCUGCCCAGUGGUCUGUGUCAGCGGAACACGUACUACUUCAACAACGCCACCGCGCUGCCGGUUUUGAGGAACGGACAGGUCACCAUGGGACCGGCUGCGGAUGGUGUUGGUGUGGUGACGGGCAAGUUCAUGCAGGCCAGCCCGGACAAGAGCGGGAUAUACAAGGACGUGGAUGGGUUCAGCGCGUGUGCGCAGAAUGUUGGGAACAAUCCUGAGGAUUGCGAUACCGCGGCGAGGACGGUCGACCCAGCGUCUUUGGAUUGA